Messenger RNA from Rodentolepis nana, 1854 nucleotides. The record is from the annotation of a GenBank genome assembly. NCBI's taxonomy places the organism in Eukaryota, Metazoa, Platyhelminthes, Cestoda, Cyclophyllidea, Hymenolepididae.
AUGUCUUUGACACUUGACAAGUUAUAUCCCGCUGUUCCUUUUGUUGAAAGAGGAAAGCAUGUUAUUAUUGGUUCUCAUCCUAAAGAAAGCUUUAUUGUCUAUACGAACAAGAAAAACGUAUUUAUUCGCGAUUUAACUACGAAAAUGGAUAAUGACGUGUAUAGUGGUCACAGUUUUGAAGUUCAAUGUGCAAAAUAUUCUCCCAGUGGGUUUUACAUUGCAUCUGGAGAUAAGUCUGGUAAAUUACAUAUCUGGGAUACAACACAGAAGGAGCAUCUGCUUAAAAAUGAAUUCCCUGUUUUGGCUUCAAUUAAUGAUAUCUGUUGGACAAGUGACAAUCAAAGGAUUGCCGUUGGUGGGAAUAGUGGUGAAAAAUUCGGAAAGGUGAUUAACGCUGAAAUGGGUACUGAGGUAGGAGAAGUGGUAGGCAUGUCAAAGCCUAUUAACUGUGUUGACAUGAAGCCAACUCGACCUUAUCGUCUAGUGACAGGAAGUGAGGAUUUCACCGUGACAUUCCUUGAAGGACCGCCCUUCAAGUUCUCCAAAAAUCUCCGAGAUCACACUAACUUUGUUCAAUGUUGCAAAUUCUCACCCAAAGGUGAUAUCUUUGUCACUGGUGGCUCUGAUGGUAAAUUAUUCGCCUAUGAUGCUACUUCGGGUGACAAGAUUGCCGAGAUUGGUUCCCCUGCUCAUAAAGGCGGUAUUUACGGUAUUGAUUUUUCACGAUCUGGCGAAAGACUGGUUUCCGUGUCGGCCGAUAAGAAGAUUAAGCUUUGGAACACUACCCAACCUUUCGAAAUGCUCUCGGAGUAUUCAUUCGAAGAUAAGUUGGGCAAUAUGCAGCUCGGCUGUGUUUGGGCUGUUGGAAAAAUCGUCUCUCUAGGUCUAAAUGGCUCAAUGACUUGCUUUGACGUUACUGAUAAUGCUUCUAAGCUUGACGUCCCGUCAAAUGUGAUCUUUGGUCACUCUCGACCUAUUCAGCGUUCUUGCUACUCUACGUCUACUGAGCAACUCAUUACAACUUCUUACGAUGGUUUAAUGGUUCGAUGGAACCUCUCUUCUGGUUUGGCUGAGCCUUUUGAGGGUAAAGAGGGUCAUACUUCAGCUAUUAACGGCGUGGUUACUUGCGGAGAUCGUGUCGCCUCAGUCGCUGUUGACGACUGCAUCGUUUUCAGCUCACUGUCAAAAAAAACAUACGAGCAAUCCGUGAAACUGGCCUCUCAGCCUCGUGGUCUCUGUAUCGCGCCCAGCAAAUCCCUUAUUGUGGCCAUCUGCAUGAAGCAUCUCUACGUCUUCUCGCUUGCCCCUGAUGCUCCCACCACACCUUUGACAAUGCUUGAGAUCUCCCUGGAAGCCUCCACGGGCUGUAUCUCUGAGGAUGGAGAAAUACUCGCUGUUGGAAAGAAUGACGGGAACGUCGAAUUCUACCUUCUGGCUGACGGUGGCAAGACCUUGGUUACCGUGGCAGAGGGUGUAAAGAUGGAAGCCGAUUGCACCACUCUGGCCUUCUCUCCUGACGCAUCCUACCUCAUUGUUGGCGAUUCUAAUCGAUACCUUCGUUUGUUCAAGGUUGAAGGUGUUGAAAGUGGCAAUCCGAAAUUCAACAAAACUCGUGAAUGGCGGGACCAUUCAGCUCGUGUAACUUGCGCAGCCUGGACUCCAGAUGGCAAGCACUUAGCCACUGGUGGUCUAGAUUGUGCCAUCAUGGUUUUCAGUCCCACAGCCUCCUCAAGGAUCUGCGAAGUUAGAAACGCUCAUCCGGCCAAUAUGAUCACCUCUCUAAUCUGGAAAUCGAAUACGGAGCUCAUUAGCACAGGUCAAGAUGCCUGUGUGAGAACGUGGAAGUUGAAUUGA